Anopheles cruzii is the source of this 1834-nucleotide messenger RNA. RefSeq names its product lachesin (gene Lac). The transcript is spliced from 2 exons. The coding region runs from base 352 to 1494 and encodes 380 amino acids. Gene Ontology annotation, cellular component: neuron projection. The record is from RefSeq and is a predicted model, not a curated record. NCBI's taxonomy places the organism in Eukaryota, Metazoa, Arthropoda, Insecta, Diptera, Culicidae.
GUGUCGGAAAAGCACGAUCGAUUAUCGGUGGCGCACGGUUUUUGGGGCGCGCCCGCGAGUAGUGUUGUGUGCGUGCGCGAUUCAGGUGUGUGCGUGUGAUCUUCAGUCAGGGGUGUGGUGUGUACGUACCCCGUUUUGUGUAAGCUUCGCGAUCGUCCCGAAAGUGAACUGCGCGCGGUUGUGGCAUCUUAAUUGAUAAAACCGAACCAGUGACACACCUGUUUGAUCGCCUUCGAUCGUCCAUCUUGCGCGAGGUGAGGAUCAUUUGUGGCCGCCACUGCGUAGUGUUUGUGUGAAACGCGUGUGCUAACACGGUAAAGAAGUAACUCAUCCCCGGCGUCGUGUUGAAAAAUGAGAAAGCCAAGAAGCCCAAUGUCCAGCGCUCACCGGAAUGCUGGGGCGCUGCUGCUGGUGCUAGCGAUCGCCGUGGUCAGCGGCCAGCGUACACCGACUAUAUCCUACAUAACACAGGAACAGAUCAAGGAUAUUGGCGGCACGGUUGAUAUGGAGUGUUCGGUACAGUACGCCAGCGAUUACUCGGUGCACUGGAUCAAGACGAGCAACGAUCGGUCGGACGUGGUGUUCCUGUCGACCGGAAGCUCGCUGGUGCUGAAGGAUUCGCGCUUCUCGCUCCGCUACGACCUGUCGUCCACGUCCUACACGCUGCAGAUCAAGGACAUCCAGGAGACGGAUGCCGGCAUCUACCAGUGUCAGGUGGUGCUGUCGGUGACGAACAAGAUCACCGCCGAGGUGCCCCUGCACGUCCGCCGGCCCCCGAUCAUCUCCGACAACUCCACGCAAUCGAUCGUCGUUUCGGAGGGCCAACCCGCCCAGAUGGAGUGCUACGCGUCCGGGUACCCGGUCCCGCAGAUCACCUGGCGGCGCGAAAACAACGCCAUUCUACCGACGGGUGGCGCAACGUACUCGGGCAACGUGCUCAACAUUAACACGGUGCGCAAGGAGGAUCGCGGCACGUACUACUGCGUGGCGGACAACGGCGUGAGCCGCGGUGACCGGCGUAACGUGAAUCUGGAGGUAGAGUUUGCGCCCGUCGUGACGGUGCCUCGGCCGCGCGUCGAACAGGCACUACAGUACGACAUGGAUCUCGAGUGCCACAUCGAGGCGUACCCGCCACCGGCCAUUCGCUGGCUGAAGGACAGCGUGCAGCUAUCGAGCAACCAGCACUACUCGCUGUCGCAGUUCGCCACGGCCGACGAGUUCACCGACUCGACGCUCCGUGUCAUCACGGCCGAGAAGCGCCAGUACGGCCAGUACAUCUGCCAGGCCACGAACAAGCUGGGCGAUGCGGAGGGCCGCGUCGAGUUUACCGAGUCCGUCAUUCCCGUGUGUCCACCGGCCUGCGGACAGGCGCGUUACGGUGGCGGUGCCAGUGCGGUCUCAGUUUCGUUCCUUCUUCUUCCGGUGGCCACACUGCUAACGAUCGUGGCCACCGCGGCCGCCACCGCCACCGUACGGCUCACGAACCGUUCAUAGAUUGCACCGGAAGAAGAUAAGAAUGGCGUCGUCACACCCCCCAACACAGGCGGUGCCGAAAUCAACCCCCGAAGGACAACCUCCUCUCCACAGCAGCCUCCGCCGGAUUGAAUGAUAUCGAUCGACACUACGACCAGAGUACAAUCACACUCUCAUACAACGCUAAAUAUUGCUACUGCUUUGUAUACGCUGUGACACAAGGUGGAACGAAGCCACAUAUUGAGGAACGGAUUCAGCAGGAGUCCGUAUCCCGGUCCGUAUCGGAAGCCCUGUGUAGGCACAUCACAUAUCUUAUAUGAGAACAGGCGCACGAGAAAGGUGCCACAGCACUUUAUGAAUC